GCUCGCUGUUAAUUUAACAUAAAUUGCUGCUUCUUUUUGUCCGUCCCGUGGACUUUUCUCCAGAGGAUUUUGAUUCCAAUUCGCAAGGAAAAACACAAAUAAGGCAACAGAUCGCGCGUGCGAAGACCCCUCUGCAGCCAGUGCGCGUUAGUUAGUUGAAAAAGCCGCGGAAAAACGCAACAACGCAGCAGGAAAGUCGCGCCUCCGCCGUCUCCGCCUCCCCACAGAAAAUCACACGAAAAAAAAAAGAUCUCGGGUCGCACAGGGUUUUUAUUUUGGGCUCCGGUGGCCGUGCUACAAAUCCGCCGACCCAUAUAUACCAUAUAGAGAGUGCCCAGUGGCGUCGCGUCGCCUUGGAUUAUGUCAUUUGUUUACGGGGAAUUGCCGCAGGCCCAGUAGCCAAUGUUGCAUCCGAAAGAGGCAGCAGCGAAAACCUGUAAAAAUGUAGACUGUGUGCGUGUGUGCGUGUGUGUGUGUGCGCGGAUAAUGGACGUUUAGUUUUUAGUUUUUAGUCGUGGCCCCAAAAGAGAUAUAGCGCAAUAGAUAUAGCCAGCAGAUUCAGAGAGAGAUCCACCCAAUGGCCACCUAUAAUCCGGGCGCCAGCAGCAGUGCCGCCGAUGUGCUGAGCGCCACCAGCGGAACGGCCACCUUUCUGGUGCCCACCAGUGCAGCAGUUUCGCAUCCGGGCGCGCAUCCUGCCCAGCUGCAGCUGGACCAGUUUGGAGGCUUGCAGCAGCAGCACCACCAUCACCACCAGCAGACCAACUCCUCGUACACCUUCGUGCAGAUCAAGCGGGAGCCCUGCCAGGUGUCCGAGAUCAGCUCCAACAAUUGCCACCAGCAGCAGCAGCAGGUGCAGCACCAGGGCUUGUCCUCCGCCUCGCUGACCGCCUCCUCCAAGACCAUGUCCUCCUCCACGCUAACCACGCUCGUUAAGAUAGAGGCGCCCUCGCCGAAGGUCUCCGAGCUGGAAAAGUCCUCAGGCAACUCCGUGCCCAUUGGCAUCGCCGUGGCCAGGAAACGGCCGCAGGAAGCCCUGGUGCCGGCCAUAAACACCCCCGCCACGAUGCCCCUGCAGCCGCCACUCAACAAGGACAUGAACUGCUUCGGCAUACGCGUCGCUGACCUCGGUGCCACCAGUUGCGGCAAUCUGUACUUUACGGGCAACGGCGACCUGAUGACCACCGGCACGGCCACCGCCGAGGAACUUGCUCUGAGUGCAGCAGGUGUGAGCCGAGCACCCUCCACCUUCUGGCAGUAUCCAAAUGCAUUACCCAUUGAAUCAGUGAUUUCCAUGUCGCCCGCCACGGUGGGCCUGCAGUACUCGCGGGAGGCCAGUCGCGGACAGGUGGUGCUGCUGCCGGCCGGCCCAACAGCGCUCGCAGGCAUAUCAAAUUUUCCCCUCUUAACGCCCACAGAUCCGUUCCAACAGGCGGCGGCUGCGGCUGCGUUUGUCUGGCCCUCGGCCUACAUCCCCCAGGCUCCGAAUCCUGGUGGUCACUCCGCUGCUGCUGCUGCUGCUGCUGCCUCCAUGCAGCCGACGCCCAACUUCAUCUUUCCCUCGAUGGGCGGCCACCAGGCGCUGAGCACCACGCCCUCGUAUGCCUCCACGCUGCAGCUCUACUUGGCCGCCGCGGCAACGGCGACGGGCAGUUCGACAAUGUGCCAGCACAGCAAUCAGCAGACCAGCACCACCACCACCAAUUCCACCAUCAAUCUGAGCCUGGCCGCCGGUUCGGGGGUCACGCAAAGCGGGAGCAGCAGUCUCAGUGCGAGCAGCUCUCGCUUCCUCAGCUUGGCCACUCCUUCGCUACUCUCCCUGCCGCCACCGCCGCCAGGAAUGAAGGAGGAGUAUGCUCCGAUGCCGCUGGCUUUGCCACCUUUAGUGCCACUUGAGGCUGCGCGGGACAAGGAGCAGGCCUUGAACCUGAUGCGCCUGCCCACGCCGCCCACCUCGGCCACCAUGGAGCCAUUGCCUUCUUCCCUGGGACAGGCGACGCCCCACCAUCUCUUCCAGUCGGCUGCCAUGGCUACGGCCACUGCUCAACCGACACUGCUCAACCUUUCGAUGCAUGGCAACGGUGGGGCAGCAGAGUUAACCGCCGCUGCCACGCCCCUGCCUUCGGUUUGUGACGAAGCGGCGGCGCUGAACUACAAGCUGCAUGCACCGCUGACGCCGCAGACACCACCACGUCUGGCGGAGAUUCCAGUGCCGCAGAUGCAGGAUGUGAAUAUACAGACGGACACGCCUGUUUGCAGUGAAGACGAGAGCUUUCCAGUUGCAGGGAAGUCCCAGGAAACGGCAGAUCCUCCGCCGCUGGAACUAACGAAGCCCAGUGAAGUUAGCCAUACGCAGCCUACCGAGUGCCAUACCCAGACGGAACCCAGUGAAAUACCCAGUGCCAGCCAGGAGGAGGAGGAGGAACCCCCCGCAGAAACGAUGAUGACACAAGCGGAACAGGCAGCUCCCGAGGAUCUGACCGGCUUGGAGCUGCUCUCCAACAUAAGCACCAAUAGCAAGCCGCUGGUGCGCGUUAAGCAGGAGCCGGUGGAGCAAGUGGAGAUACCGCCGCAGCCAGUGGAACAAAUGCCCAUAGAGGAGCCAGCGCCGCCCAUGCAGGAAAUGGAAUUGGAGCCCACACCCCAGGCGCCGGAACCUCUGGGAGGUCUCAAGCUGCUGUGCGCUUUGGCCGAGCAGCGGAUCCAAGAGGAGGUGGUGCAGGGCAGCAGUCUCUUUGCCACGCCCUCCUCGCGCACGCCCACUCCUACGCCCACAGCGACGUCGCCGCCCUUGCCCUUUGAGGCCAAGUCCUGUUUUGCCUUUGGCCAGUCGCAGGUCGCUGCUUCCGUCUUCCCCUCCUCCUCCUCCUCCUUUCAGAUGCCAUUAAGCUCGCCCGGCUUUCCUUCGAUGCAGGGCAUCGAGUUGCCAUCCACUUCGGCCAGCGUUGUAGCCGAUCUAACGCCCGUUAAGCGCAAGAAGCACAAACAUUCCAAGUCCUCGGGCAGCGACAGCCGCAAGUCGGCACGCUGCAGCAAGAAGAGCAAGAAGAAGCGGCGCCACAGCACUGCGGCGCAGAAGGAGGAGGACGUCGAGCUGCAGGACGAGCAGCUGCAGUCGGAGCUGCGCAGUGCCCUCCACGCCAUGGAUCCCAGCUACGCGCAGCGUUUUGGCCAGGAGGUGUUCAGCAUCAUGGACAACAGCAUGCGAAUGCGACUCGCGGACGUAACGCGGCAGUAUCGCAAGAAGAAGCGGAAGCUGGACGAGAUUUCCAAGCACAAGAAGAAGAAGAAGUGCUCCAAGCAGCAGCAGCUCCAACUGCAGCAGCCGUCACCUGCUCUGCAACAGCCGCAGAUGACGCUGUCCAGUGUCCUGGGAACUUCAUCACCGCUGCGCGACUACAAGUUCCCGAAGUUUUCGAGCAGUAACCUUCAGGCAUCCAGCUUCCUGCGAUUCCCGGAGAAGACACACUCCUCCUUCCCACCACCGCCGUCCCUGCAGCAGCAAUCCCAACCGGAGCCCAAUCCCUUGCCCAGCAGCAACUCACCGAGUACCUCGUCGUUCGUCCGUUUGGAGCCCAGUGCCCUGGACGCGGCCGUUGCCAUUGCCCCAACUACCUCUGCAACUGCCGCCUCCUGCUCAUCACCGUCGUCUGCCAAGCAGGCGGCUUCGGCAGCGCGAAAGCAGCGGAAGAUGAAAGCGAUUGCCAGCGGUUCGGCUGGAGAUCAAACCACGGCGACGGAGGCAAAGCGGCGGGUGAGCGGCAUUGACCGUGAACUGCAGCUGACCAGUGAACACCUGUAUCGCGAUGAGACCCGCGUCCUCACCGACAUGGGUGGACUAUUCUAUGCGGGAGUGAUGAAGCCCUUGCGACCGCCGGAUGUCUACUCCAUCACUUUGGACGGCGAGCGCGGCAACAAGUCGCAUGUGAUGUCACGCGAGGAUAUACUCAAGGAUACGAUCCUUGAAGUGGCCCCGAAAAGCGUGGAGAGUGUGCCAGUGGGCACGCGUUUGUGUGCCUACUGGAGCCAGCAGUAUCGAUGCCUUUAUCCUGGACGUGCCAUUGACUCCGAGCAAGUUGACGACGGAGCCGCUGGCGGCGCAACGAAUUCGGCCACAACAGCGCCGGACUUUGUCAGUGUGGAGUUCGACGACGGCGACAGCGGCAGGAUCCGCUUGCAGAACAUCCGCCUGCUGCUCAGCGAUUAUCCCAUAGCAGAGUACAACGAUAAUCCCCUCUACUCAGUAGGCAAGCAGAAGCGAAGCGCUCUGCGCGGGGGUGAAAGUGGCCCCGGAGGAGGCUCGCAGGACCACUUGAGCGUGCCCGGCUGCGAGGACUCGCACAGUCAUCACAGCCUGGGGAUGAGUAGCGAUAACACCACCUCGCUGGCCGCCACCAUGGAGCUUUUCACGCAGCGCAGUGAGAAGAAGCGCCUGAAGAAGAGUCUCAAGAAGAUGUCCAAGGCUCAAAAUGGCGUUAAUCAGGCUACUUCUACCAAUGGAGGAGCUGAUGUCGCUGCAUCCGGCGAGGGUGUCAGUGCAGAGGAUGCCGCUCGAAAGCACCACAAGCACAAGAAACGCAAGAAGCACAAGAAACAUCAUCGCAAGAAUGGCAGCGAAGAGCCGGAGCAGCAGCAGCAGGAAACAACAGAAGCUCUCAGUACAGAGAUGUCAUCAGCACCAACGGCGCCAACCACGAAUCGUGUUAAGGUGGAGGUCAAAGUAAAGACAGAGCAGUUGGAGAUGGAAGAGGAGACGGCAUCCAAUCUCAUGUCAGAGAUAUCCGAAGAGGCCAAGGGCGACGAUCUGGUCGAGCAUAACAACUCCAAGGGAAGCAGCAAGAUAGCUGCCUUCCUGCCGGAACGGCAGCUGUGGGGUUGGAAUGGUACCGCCUAUCGCAAGGCGGGCGUCAAGGGACGCGCCAGAAAGCAAUUUUACAAAACAAUCAAAAGGGGAAAGGAGACUAUCACGGUCGGGGACAGUGCAGUAUUUCUAUCGACGGGCAGACCAGAUCGACCCUAUAUCGGGCGCAUUGAGUCCAUGUGGGAAACGACCACGGGCAACAAGGUGGUGCGAGUGGCGUGGUUCUAUCAUCCGGAGGAGACGACCGGCUGUCCAAAGUUGAAAUUUCCGGGUGCUCUAUUUGAAUCGCCGCACGAGGAUGAGAACGAUGUGCAGACAAUUUCGCAUCGUUGCGAGGUGCUGCAGUUUGGCAGCUACUUCGACAAGUUCGGUGCCGAUUCGAAGCAAUAUCAAUCCAUAUACGAUAACAAUGAUACAUAUUAUUUAGCCGGGCACUAUAACCCAAGGUUACAAGUGCUAAAACUACAAGACGAUAUUCCAACUCUCGAAGAGCUGCAGGAUACAAAUAAUACUACUACUACUAAAACUACAGAAACUACUACCGAGGAUUAAGCGAAAAGUGGAUAGGCGUGGUUAGGCCUAGUGCAUACAGAUCUAUAUAUAUACAAUAUAUAUACAUUAUACAUAUAUUUUACUAUACGUGACCAGAUGGAGAGCAGAUAUAUACCUAUAUGUAUACAAAUAUUAUUUCUAUAUAUUUUAAAUGUAUUAUGUAUUUCGAGAACUCAAAAAACAAGGACACUGGCGAGAGAUAAAACGAGAGAGAACAAGGAACUAAGCAACAACCACUAAAUUAAUGUGUAGUUACGAGAAGCGCAAGCAAUUUUAAGUCUAAUUUUGUAAAAACAAGAAAAACAAACAGAAAAGGCGCUUCGAUGACGACAAACUUAAUUCACUUCAAGUUCAGCGAAAGUUUAGAAACGAAAUGUGUGCUUCUACAUCCCCUUUGAUCCUUUGACCCUUCGAACACAACACAUAACAUAACACAACCAACCAACCAACCACAAACAAACACAGUCCACAUUUAGAGCCCAGGCUAUAGCUACAGGAUAAUGGGAUACACUUGUUAACCUACGUGUAUACCUACAUGUUUCAGAUGAAAUUUAAAACGUGUUUUAAAGAUUUUAAGCAGGCAACAUGCAGCAACUACUACUAUAAAUGUAACAAUUCAAUGUGAUAGCAAAACAAAACCAGAUGUUGAUGUGUACAGAGGAGAGAAUAAGUAUAGAUGAUAAAUAAGAGAUCAAGCAGAAUGUGUGUGUUGAAUAUUUACAGUUCGUUUAUUCAAGAAGAACAGCAACGUAUAAAAUCAAACCUAUCUUUAAUUACAUCAAUAAACUUGCCGGAUAUAUUGAAA
This is a messenger RNA of Drosophila takahashii, 6218 nucleotides long. It is a transcript of the gene wge, whose product is annotated as winged eye. The record is from RefSeq and is a predicted model, not a curated record. Gene Ontology annotation, molecular function: chromatin binding. NCBI's taxonomy places the organism in Eukaryota, Metazoa, Arthropoda, Insecta, Diptera, Drosophilidae.